Aaosphaeria arxii CBS 175.79 is the source of this 1158-nucleotide messenger RNA. RefSeq names its product glycoside hydrolase family 5 protein. Gene Ontology annotation, molecular function: hydrolase activity, hydrolyzing O-glycosyl compounds. The transcript is spliced from 4 exons. The record is from RefSeq and is a predicted model, not a curated record. The coding region runs from base 1 to 1158 and encodes 385 amino acids. Gene Ontology annotation, biological process: glucan catabolic process. Lineage: Eukaryota; Fungi; Ascomycota; Dothideomycetes; Pleosporales.
AUGCUCUUUUCACGCGCAGCGAGCUUGGUUCUCGCUGCGCUUCAAACAGUACCGAGUGCUGCCGAGAUCAUAUUCGCAGGUGUUAACUCUGCUGGUGGAGAGUUUGCACAGCAGAUCCUUCCUGGAGCUUUUGGUACCGACUAUCGCUUCAUAAAUGAGAGUGCCAUCGAUUUCUUCCUCAAUGCCGGGGUGAAUACGAUCCGAGUCACUUUUCUUCUGGAACGUAUGUGCCCCCUGGAGACAGGUCUCGGCAGCACAUUCAACGAAACCUACUUUGGAGAAUUCGAAAAGGCCGUAAACUACAUCACCAUGCAAGGCGCAUACGCUGUCCUAGAUGCACACAACUAUAUGCGCUACAAUGAUCCAUCAAUGCAACCCCAAUCCGGAUCCAUCAUUGGAGACUCAUCAGAUCCUCAAGCCGCCACGGCAGAAGAUUUGGCUGAGUUCUGGAGCGAAUUGUCGACUCGAUUUCUGAGCAAUCCAAAUGUCAUCUUUGGCAUCAUGAACGAACCGCACGACAUGCCCACAGAGCUCGUCCUCGCCAACGACCAAGCCGUAAUCAACGCCAUUCGGUCCGCCGGCGCACAGCAACUGAUCCUAGUGCCCGGCAAUGGCUUCGCCGGAGCGCAGAGAUGGCUGAACGAAACAUGCGACCAAGGAUGCACACCGAACGCCGAAGUGAUGACAGCCAUCCAAGAUCCAGAAAACAACUUCGCAUUCGACAUGCACCUCUACUUCGAUAACGACACAUCGGGCACUCACGAGGAAUGCACGCUGGCAGCACCGAACAACCUCAUCCCCGUGACGAAUUGGCUAGCAGAAAACAACUACACCGCCUUCCUAUCCGAAUUCGGCGCCGGAUCGACUCCAACCUGCUCUGAGACUCUCAACAACACGAUUAACUGGAUGGAGGAUCACUCGCAGUUCAUCGGGUGGACGUACUGGGCCGCUGGACCGCUCUGGGGGGACUACUUCUUGAGCGUGGAACCGGGUGUUGGACCCCAGGCAAACACCACCUGGCCAGAGGUAUUGGAACCACAUAUCAGGAGCUAUCAGCCCAUGCAGAGAUGUGGUGUUAGUUCCAGUGGAACCAACGGAGUGUUUGACGGGGCCAUCAAGGCGCUGGAAGGCUGUUUAGGCCUCAGGCUGCCAGCGUAG